Molecule: messenger RNA, 838 nt
Organism: Blepharisma stoltei
Lineage: Eukaryota; Ciliophora; Heterotrichea; Heterotrichida; Blepharismidae
Source: the annotation of a GenBank genome assembly
AUGAGCAAAAGGUUACAAACUCGUACAAUAAAUUUUCCUAGAUUAUAGCAAUUGCCCAAGGAUGGCGCUAUCUUGCGCCAUCCUCGGGCAAUUCAAAAAUGGCCCCACACCGGGAAUCGAACCCACGUGUGGGACAUAUUUGGUGUGUGGCCAACAUCGACUUACACGCACCAAAAAUGGCCCCACACGUGGGUUCGAUUCCCAGUGUGGGCCAUUUUUUGAAUUGCCCGAGGAUGGUGCAAGAUAGCGCCAUCCUCGGGCAAUUCCUAUAGCUGAUUACGAAGCACUAUCAGCCUGCACAUCUCCACCUACAAGAUCUUCAAUUUCAUCAGGUGGCCACGAUUCUCCAGAUCUUGACGAUGUAUUUUUCAAGACUGCGUCCCCUAAAGCCUUGAAUUUACAAAUUCCUCUUCGAAAACAUAAUACCCCAUCUCCAAAAAGUAUAUCCUCUCCUAAGCAGAUUGGCUUAAUGAGAGCAUAUCAAGCAUAUUUUUCAAAACCGAAAAAGAAUAAAAUUAAAGAAACCCCAAAGCAAAGUAAUGUCACAAAUGAGCUGGCCUCAGCAAUGCAAGAAAAAUUCGAAUUAGAAGUGCAGGUCGCAAGACUUAGAUUUGAGCUGCAAAAAGGAAACUUGGAAAAUAAAAAAUUAAAAGAAAAAGAGAAAACAAUUGAAAGUUUGAAUAAACAUCUGAAUGAACUGAUGGAAGAAAACAAAAUAUUGAAAGAAAAGAAAAAUAAAGUGAAAAAGAGAGUAAAUAUAGAAGAUUUAGGCAGGAUUACUAGGAGUAUGGAAGAAUUCAAAAAGAAAUUCAUGAGCUUUCUUAAUAACUAUAGCUAA